This is a messenger RNA of Mycetomoellerius zeteki, 4549 nucleotides long. Its product is annotated as trichohyalin. Bases 747 to 4247 code for a protein of 1166 amino acids. Lineage: Eukaryota; Metazoa; Arthropoda; Insecta; Hymenoptera; Formicidae. The record is from RefSeq and is a predicted model, not a curated record. The transcript has 5 exons.
UAAAGACGCGGCGCAAAAGUUUCCAACAAAUGACAUCGGAAAGUUUUCUACUGAUGAUCAACGAUCGUUCGUCUUAUAUAUUUUUCGCGAAAAGAUGGUAAAAGAUUCCUCCCUUCUUCGAGGGAGGGAUUGAAAUCUUGAUUCAAAGGGUAGUUCGAUCGCGAUUAAUUUAUUACGCUUUCUAAGUUUUUUCUUUGUUUUAUCGGCCUCGUUUCGACGAAAGUAUUUGAAAUAACGAACCUUUCAAGGUUUCUGAAACAUCAAGAACAAUAUUGACAUUUUGGCACAAACAUUUCGUUCGCCAUAUUGCCACACUUUAACCGUGUAAGGUCGAUCGUUCACGUCGGAACCAUUCAAUCGGUUACCUUCUCCGGAAAUAGAUCGACCGGAACUCGCCGCCUCGAGGAAGAUUGCGAGAUUCUUCGACACGACUAGUCGAUGCGCUUCCAGCUGCAGUAGCAUCGAUCGUUGCAAAUUGGAUUGCCGUUAAGACUCGAGCGACGGAGACCACCUUGGAGUUGAGCAGACUUGUUCAUUGUCGACGGUAUCAGGGCGAAAUUUCUAGAGAGAAUUUCGGAGUUCAGAGCAUUUGCGACUUAAUUUGCCACUGGAGAAGCGCACGUCUAACACCUGGGAUGUGCCAUAAACGAGCGUGACUGAGAAGAAGAAGGGAACUGCACGUGUUCACGGAUGAGACUUGUUAGUAGAACUUGUAACGAGAGUCAGUGAUCUUAACAAGAAGGAGGAUGCAACCACGGGUGACAGUGGUUCUGGCCACGGUCUGGCUGACGGUGGCGGUUCUGGUAGGAGGAGCAGUCACCCUCCGCCUCUCUCACGAUCAAUACUCCCCCGUGUCUCCACGCCGACACACUAGGGUUCAACGGGACCGUACUGGAGUCUGGAGGGAUCACGAUCCAGCCGAGGAUCAACAUCUCGAUCUUUGGAUCGGCUCGCGAAGGUCGAUCUCUACGGAGGAAUCAGGAGCUCUAUCUCGCAAUGUCAAAUAUACCGAGCGAGAUUUUCAGCUUGAAAGUCUCUUGAAGGACAUCGUCUCGUCAAAGCGAAUGUACCCCUUUUCAAGCUGGCAGAGGCGGUUGCCGAAUAUCGCUGGCGCGGAAUUCGCGUCCGACAAAGUCGAUUACGGCUACGAGAUGCCGGAAACGCUUUCGCGCGAAGCGAAGGUAUCCUCUUCAGACCUUUUAGACGAUCCCUUUGUGGCAGACGACACGUUCCAGGAUCAAGGCCCAGGAUCGAUGGAAAUAUACAAACUAGACCUAUCUAAAGAGAAGACUCUACUGACCGCAACCACGCCCUCCACAAAUUUACUGUCGAGAAAUAAGAGCAAAGCUCUGAAAAAAACGGGCCAUUUGAAUUCAAAAACAAAGACAAUAGAAAUCAAGUCGACAACAAGUGCGAACAUUAAUCACAGACAACCAAAUUUUUUUGAAGAACAACGAACCGAGACUCCUUUGAUCAACAAAGACGCCUUCGAUGUUGGUUUCGUGCCGGAGCUACAGGUUGGAUGCGAAGGUCUCGAAGCGUCGUUGUCGUCCCACAAGACGAAAAGAUCGAUAGAUACGCCCGACAAGGAGAAGGGCGAGGUGCCAGCUCCGUCUGUGUUGCUAAACGUGUCGCCGGUAUCCUUGGAUCUCGACGACGUUCUAUCAUACGAUGAAGAAGAAUAUGAGGAAAUGGAUGAGCUUCUUAAACUCAAGAGACUGGAGACUACCACGAAAAGAAACAAGCCAAAUAGGGGAGAUAUGGAUGCCAGCCAUCUUAAUUCUGACCAUCUGGAUGAGUUUAGGCGAUCAGAGAAGUUACCAGAACGAGGAGAUUUGGGUGGAUCCAUCCCAAUAAAUUCUAGUGAAUUAAUAACUAGCCAGAAAACCAAGCGAUCUCUAACAGAUCUCGAAAUUAAGAACUACGAGGAAGCCAAAUCAAAGCGAGAAACCGUUUCAUUGGAUGGUGCCAGCAGGAGUCAUGGUCGGCAGUUGCUGUGGUUUGCCGAAGCAAAUACUGAGGGAUUUGCGGACGGUAGAAGCGAACGGAAGCGCACGAGACGGUCGAUCGAUUGGGGCUUCGGUGAGGAUGAAGGUGUCGUGUCCAGCAACGAGUUGCAGACCGUGAAUGAACGUCGCAGGCAGCACGAGAUGCGAUACCAUCAAGACACAUCUAGAAGACGUGACCGGCAUCAUGGAUUAAAUACUGACAUUGAUAAUGUUACACAAGAGUACGAGAAAUUACUUGAGCAAAAACGAAGAGAAGAAGAAUAUUUGCGACGAAUGCAACAGGCUAAUCAAAGAUUGCCGAAUAAACGGGAGGAGGAAGAGAAAAAGAAAAGAGACGAGUUACGAAGAAGACAAUACGAAGAGUAUCGUAAAAGGAUGGAUGUUACAACACAUCGUAUGGAUAACGAAGAUAUGCGACGGCAGAUAGAAGAAAGACGAAAGCAAGAAGCAGCGCAAAUGCAGGAGAUAGUCAGAAGAAACGAGGAAGAGCUAAGAAGACGAGAGGAAGAAAAACGAAGAUUACAAGAAGAAGAAAUUAAAAGAAAACCACAGAGCAAAUGGCAAGAGGAAAAUUUAAAAAAAUCGGACUCUAAAACUUCUGUAAGAGAUGAUGAAAGGAAACAAAGACUUUAUGAUGAAGAAAUAAAGAGACGAGAGGAAGAACGGCGAAGACGAUUAGAAGAAGAAGAAAAAGAAGCAAGGAGACAGGAGCAAUACAGAUCGCAACAAGAAGCUCAAAGAAAAAGAGAAGAAGAGACGAGACGUCAAGAUUCAAUGAGAAAUCUUUCCGAAAAUGAUAGAAGAAGACUAGAAGACCGUCGCAGAGAAUGGUCAGAGAAGAAGAGGCAAGAGGAUGAAGAUGAGAGAAGACGACAGCAAUCAUCGAAUUUAAUGCACGCGGAACAUUCAGUCAGUCAUCCGAACGAUAUCAGACAGCGCGAUCGAGACGAGAAAAGACGACAGCAAGAAGAAAGGCAGCGAGAACAGAAAUUGCGAGAAUAUAUCACACGUCGACACUAUAGACCCGAAGAGCACCGAGAUCUGCGGAUGAAUGUAAGUGGAAACGACGAAGAGUACCAUCGACGACUGGAGGAGCAGCGUAAAAGACAGGAGGAAGAGAGAAAACUACAGGAUUACAUCAGGAGGAACCAACCAGUGAAUGUGCCAUCGAGAGAUAAUCAAUCGACCAUAGCCGGUCGUAACUGGUUCGAGGAGCGAAGACUGAUCGAGGAAGCCAGGCGUCGCGACAGAUAUCCCGAUCCAGGAGUGAGGAGAGACCACGGACCGUCGGCGCCUACGUAUAUCGAUCCGCAAAGCUCACCAGAGGAAGUCAGACGAAGGCAGCAAGAGAGGAGAAGGUUGGAGGAGGAGGAAAGGCGGCAGAGGUACGAGGUGGAAGAGCGACGGAAGGAAUUCGCCAGGCGAAAGUGGGAGGAGGAAGAAGAGAGACGGUUACACCAGCAACGGAUGCGAGAGGAGGCGGCCAGGCGAGAAGAGGAAGCGAGGAGAGAGCAAUCUAGAAGGUACGAGGAGAACAGGAAGCAGAUGGAGGUAGCGAGGAUACAGGCCGAGAGAAGGAGGCAGGAGAUGUUGAAGCAACGAUCCAGGAACGAAAUUGGUAGGAUGAAACAACCAGAAACCAGGCCGAUCUACCACCAGGAUCCUCGUCAUUUCGUAGAGCACAGAAGACGACAGGAUAGCCGGCCCAUUCCGAGUAAUUUGAUGCGAGCCGAAGAAGCCAGGCGAGCGGCGGCAGAGCGCGAAAGGCAAAGAUUGGAAGCCGAGAGACGACAACAGGAAGAGAGCAGAAUGAGAGAGCACAGACAGAAGGAGACUGAUCAGUGGAGACGACAAGAACUAGCCAGACUAAACUCUCUGCCGGUGAGCGCAAGAAUAAUAGUCCGUCCUGGUGACUCCUCGCCGACGUCGCCCAUCUCGCCAUCAGUGAUAUCAAGGGACGGUUUCAACAACGAGAUCGAUUUUACAGGAAUCAAUCCGCAUCGCCAAGGUGUACAAGUGGCACAAUUUCCUGUCCCCCCGACUCCGAGACCACCUGCCCAAAGUCCUGCCCCAUGUGUUUGGGCAGUUGUUCACUGUUGUUCAUCCAAUAACAAUCGUCUCGUAAAGUGUUUCGAAUCAUUGGGCUGCCCCGGGAUUAAUUGGGAUCCUAACCCGUGUAGAGGGCCUAUCGCGAACGCUGCCAGAGCAGAAGUCCUGAAGUUCUAUGCCAAUUCGUAAAACUAAUAACAUCAAUAAGAUUCAGCCUUUACUUUUGGAGAGACGAUAUCAACUAGACAGGAAAAAAGAGGGAAAGACUCUCUUCAACACCUAUAGAAAUAUCUCUCUUUCUCUUUCUCUCUCACACACACACACACACGCGAAAAGUUUCAAGUUACUGUACUUCAAAUCAAUUUGUGCAUGUGUGACUUCUACUGGAUCUAUACAAAUAUUUGUGUCACUGGAUAGAAGAGCUCAGUAAGUUGACUUAGAUAUUUGCGGAACGAAAGACCUUGAUAUAUAUUUUUACUUGUUACAAUAUU